Messenger RNA from Trematomus bernacchii (emerald rockcod), 3656 nucleotides. It is a transcript of the gene acer3, whose product is annotated as alkaline ceramidase 3. Gene Ontology annotation, biological process: ceramide metabolic process; phytosphingosine biosynthetic process. Gene Ontology annotation, cellular component: endoplasmic reticulum membrane. The record is from RefSeq and is a predicted model, not a curated record. NCBI's taxonomy places the organism in Eukaryota, Metazoa, Chordata, Actinopteri, Perciformes, Nototheniidae.
GGAUCUGUGAAGAACAUGACAACAGCUGCACUACUGGUAUUUUGUAUAGGCCUACCAGCAAUUGAGGGUGGACAAGUUUACUACCACUUAAGUUUCAAAUAAUUGCACCAAUUCGGUGGAAUGGCCCAUAUACUGUAGGCCUAUUGUAUAAUUCUCCAAGUAGGCCCUUAAGUCCAGUAGUUUGAUUUUUAGAAAUGCAUUAUGGUAAAAGUUUGACUAAAGCUGUUUAAUAAAUGUAGUAAAAUGACAUUAGGCCUAUUCCCUUUUAAAUGUAGUGGAGUAAAAGUAUUAGCAUUCAAUGGAAAUACUAAAGUACGUCGAAAUGUGUUCUUGAGUAGUACAGUAGCCUACUUCAGUGAAUGUACUUUGUUACUUAAGUUUCCCGUACUGCAUUUAAACAGAGGUAAUCAACAUUUCCGGGGUCACAAUAAUAGGACUCUAUGAGCUGGCAGAUACUACACAGGCAGUAGGUGACGAUGUAAAGGCUGCCUCUGCUGUUAUCUGGAACACGCUGCUGGACUGUUAUCUGCCAUCCAUCGCCGUGCCGGGGCAGGGUGGCUGUGCUCCGGCUGUGAUGACACCACAGAUCCGUUAGCAGCGCACUGCAGCCUCCUCCUCUUCCAUCAUGGCUCCCUCCGCAGACAGGCACGGAUACUGGGGGCAGCCGACCUCAACGCUGGACUGGUGCGAAGAAAAUUAUGUCGCUACCUUUUACAUUGCGGAAUUCUGGAACACUGUCAGCAACCUGAUUAUGAUCCUUCCUCCCAUUUACGGGGCCAUCCAGACGUUUCGAGACGGCCUCGAAUUUCGCUACGUCUGCUCUUUCCUCGGACUGGCAGCUGUUGGCGUUGGUUCCUGGUGCUUCCACAUGACGCUGCUAUAUGAGAUGCAGUUACUGGAUGAGUUGCCAAUGAUCUACAGUACAUGCGUCUUUAUCUACUGCCUAUACGAGUGUUUCAAACAAGAAAACACCAUCAGUUUAUUCCCCAUAGCAUUGUUAAUAAUCUUCAGUGUCUCAGUCACAUUGGUGUACUUACAGUGGAAGGAGCCAGUCUUUCACCAGGUCAUGUAUGGAGCUCUAGUAGCUUGCCUAGUGAUGCGAUCUAUCUUCAUUGUUACAUGGGUGUACCCAUGGCUCAGACCGCUGUGUUACACCUCCUUAGGAGUCUUUUUGUUAGGGUUCCUACUGUGGAACAUCGACAAUAUCUUCUGCAACACAUUAAGAGCCAGUAGAGAGAAACUUCCCCCCGGUGUUGGAGUAGCAACACAGUUCCAUGCCUGGUGGCACAUCUUCACUGGCCUUGGAUCCUACCUGCACAUACUUCUAAGCCUGCAGAUCAGGUCAACCUACCUCAAGCACAGACCAAAUAUAAAGUUUGUUUGUGGAGUUUGGCCCACAUUACACAUUGAACCACAGAAGACGAGCUGAAGUAAAGGGUUAGUGACCAACUGAAGGAUGGUGACUGCCAUAUCCAGACACCAUGGGAGCAGGGAGCUGCCAAUGCUCACUGCUGGGACCUCCGCCAACAGCUAGGGGGCAGGUGUACCCCAAGGCACUAUCCUAGGAACCCUUUGGUUCUGCACUGUGGCAAUUUACUAAGAUCAGUAUAGCACUGAGUCCAGUUUUAAGAUUUUGUUUAAUCACAAAUAGUUAUUAGACUAGCGUUUAUGUGAUCUUAUUGAAGUUUUAAUGCAAACAUGAUGUGUAGUCUUCUGAAGUGAUACAUGUCGAAGGGGACGGGGUGUUAUCUUAAUUAGGUUUUUGGAAAAAUUGAAAUUUUUUUUUUGAAUCUCCUAAGUCUAAAAAUAUUCAAAUUAGUCCCUAUCAAUUAUUAUACCUAUAACAGGCUUACCUAGCGUUUGUGCAGUUUUAGAACCAGCUGAGGGUGCUCCACUCACAGUGUUGUCACAUCCUUUUUCAAGGCGUAUUGCUUUUGGAUGUGCUCACUAUAUUGUAUAUGGGAUAGAAACUGCCUACUAGAAUGUGAAAGUAGUAAUGUGUUAUUGUAAUUCAGACCUAAGCCAUUUUACAAAUGUUCCUAUGAAAACAUGCCAUGACUGGAUUGUUAAUUUUCUUUUUUUUUCAUUGCCAAAGUUGUUCUGGGUUUAAAACAGUCAACCAUCAUUUGUAUUUUACGUCAUUAGAAUUGUUAUUCUGUUAGGGACAGAGCUAAGAUUUUUCCAUGUACACAAAACAAGUUGAACAACUUUGGACAGCUCAAGUUUCUGUGUCUGGAUACACACACGCCGUCUUUAAAGAGAUAUUGCACACACAUUUGUGCUCUUUGCAGGACUAAAAUUGUACUGCCACCCCUCAAGUCCAUACAUUUUGACUUUUGGUGAUCAGAAUUACAUUGACUCUCCCUCAGGGUGUGUUAUGUUGAAACCUGUUUGUUUGCCUGUGACCAGAAUCUUGCUUAUCUGAUCAGCCACAAAUAAUGCAAACAUGCAGAAACAUCACUGGAGGUCAUCAGCUGAUGUUUGCAGCUAGCUUGAAGGGAAGAUGGAGUUAAAUGCUGUAGUUAAAACUCAUUUAUAAAAGCCAGUCUGUUAAUAUAAUUGUAAAUGUUAACGUAUAGCCAAAUGAACAAGUGAACACAUAGAACAUGUCUAAAUAUUUGCAUCCCCAUAAGCCGUAGGGUUGGGAUUCAACACACAGACAGUUAUUCCUCCUUUAUACCUGUCUUCAUGCUAGAACACAGAAAUAGUAUUUGAGUUUUCUCCCCAAUUAUUAGAAAAAUACUUUAUCUAAGUAAGUAUCAACCUUCACUCGACACAUUGCCCUUUUAUCAGACAUUGCCAAACAUGCCUCUGUGAAUGGAGGAGAUGCUAUCUACCAACUGUAGAAUCUGACUUCAUGUACUGGAUCUGCAGUGUGAAAAGAAGGGCUCUUUAUUUAAAAUGAUUUGCUGCUGAUAUGAAAUGGUAACAAUAUAACAUGGUAUUUUUUUUGAUAUUUGUAUUUGUGUCUCCUAAACUGGAUUACCUACUCAUGCAUUCAUUUUCCACAACACUGAAAAAACUGAAACAUUGACUUUCAAUAAGUGUAUUAUGUCAACGGAUUUCACAUAACUGUAUUGGGUUCAAGUCAGUUUAUAUUAUAGUUAUAUUAGUUCAUACUAGGUUUCAGUUUUUUCAGUGUAUGCAUACAGUACAUGCUAUAUCACUAAAUCUCAAACGCUUGGGUUUAACACUAGUGUGAACCCAGUGUUACAAAUAUUCAUAAGCACAAUGUAUGAAAGAUAAGUAUUAACUGUUCAAAUGUUGAGUGGAAUGUUCAUUGUGUGUUAUUAUCUUGGCAUUCCUGCUCAUCAGUAGAGCAGUUGUCAAAGAAGGUGCCUUAUUGUUACCUUGCAAGUAAUCCAAGUUGCCUUGAUGUUCGUGAUCAAAUAACCAUUCUACUGUCCCUGUGUUGUGCAGCGUGCCCAUAUCUCUUUCUAGUGCAAAGUUUGUGCCUGGUUCUUUGGCCUCCCAUUCAUUUCAUGUGUCCAACAUUUUGGUUACAGUCUGUUCCAAUGAUAUUAACUGUCUGUAGGUGAAUAACGUUCUGUAUCUGUUGAGGCCAGAAGAGUAAACUCUGCCACCAGUUAUGUUUAACUUUGGUCAGUCUUUAUGAUAAAAAGACAUGCAGACUAAAUGUCUACAGAAGAAAUUAA